GUGGGAUUUAACAACAUUUGUUAUGGAAGAUGUCAUUCGUGAGAGCAGCAAUGAUAUCUGCGUCAAAGUCUAAAGUAUUGAGCCUUGCUAGGGCAUCUUCUCUUCUGAACAACAUCAACGUGAGCCCACAGCUACAUCGACUUCUCCAAAAACCCCAGCCAGCCCUUUACACAGCGGGGCCUCAGCGCUUUAGCAGCGGCUUGUCCCAGGAGAAACCAGCUGUGUCAGAGCCAUCUGAAGAUAAAGUACAACUCACUGAGUCAUGUGUCAAGAGACUAGGGGAAAUCAUGGAGAAGGGCGAGUAUCUGAGGAUACACGUGGAGGGAGGAGGCUGCUCCGGCUUCCAGUACAAGUUUUCUGUUGACAGCAACAGGAACGAGGAUGACAGAGUGUUUGAGCAGGGAGGAGUGGGCGUUAUUGUGGAUCAGGACAGCUUGGAGUUUGUGAAAGGAGCCACUGUGGACUUCAGCCAGGAGCUGAUCCGCGCCACCUUCCUCGUGCUCAAGAACCCUCAAGCCGAUCAUGGCUGCUCCUGCGGCAGCUCCUUUUCUGUCAAGUUAUGACCCUGUUUCCCUUCAUCAAUACUAUUCAAUAACCUUAUCAGUUUGUUAGAUACACUUUUACAAAAUGCAACAAAGCAUUAUAGACACUUCACAAUAUACUCCAUUCUAACUACUGGUUUUGUAGAUGUGAGACUACUUGAACUGAAUGAAAGGCAGAGAUAUCGAUUAAGCAUUGUUUUAUCAGCAUAUAAUGACAGUAAAUGCUCGUUGACAGCUGAGUUCACAGUAUUGACCUGUAAUUCGCAUGUAUUCAAACCAGACAAAGGCUCACUUGAGGUGUUUUGAGUAUGCAGUGCUGAGAUUUACCUUUGUGUGUAAAAUAUGUAAAUAGGCCAAAUCUAUGAUUGCAGAGAGCUAAAAUAUAUUUGUUUCAUCCAAAAUAAAUUAAAUGAAUUUCAAAUA
Molecule: messenger RNA, 965 nt
Organism: Plectropomus leopardus (leopard coralgrouper)
Lineage: Eukaryota; Metazoa; Chordata; Actinopteri; Perciformes; Serranidae
Gene: isca2
Product: iron-sulfur cluster assembly 2
Biological process (GO): iron-sulfur cluster assembly
Cellular component (GO): mitochondrion
Molecular function (GO): 4 iron, 4 sulfur cluster binding; iron ion binding; 2 iron, 2 sulfur cluster binding
Source: RefSeq, a predicted model, not a curated record